ACCAGUUAUCUGGGCUCUUAGCUCAGUGCGGUUGCCGCGAUGAUGUGGAUUGUCUGCCUGCUGCUUGUGCCUUUUUGCUGUACGUCUGGAGCUCGAAGGUCCGAGGAUGAUCGCAACACAUGGCUGCUAAACAACACCCUCGGCUAUGUGAACGAGAACGCUAGUGCCUGCGUCAAUUUCUUCGAGCAUGCGUGCGGCAAGUAUGGGGCGAUCCACAUCGACGACCCCUUUACCGAGAUUACCGAGAUGCUGGACCACAAGGUGAAUACCAGAUUUGUCCAACUUAUGGAUGAGCUAAACCAGCGCUCUCGGUUGCGGGGCUUUAACGAGUCGAGCGUGGAAGCCAAAGUCUUGCGCUUUUACCUCACUUGCCGAGGGGCUUCAAAAGAACUGCGCAGUGUGAAAAACUACCUCCGGCUGGCUCCUCCGGACGAGGGCCUCACGUGGCCCCAGCUCACCCCUGGAAGGACCGCUUGGCCUGAGGAGCGGUUUGAGUGGUUGAAAACCCUGGGAGUUCUGCACCGCUACGGCCUCACCAACGUUAUUGUUAGCGUGCUGGUGAUUCCGAGUCUUUCGAACAGCAGCGAGUUUCUGUUGGACCUCAGUAUGCCGAGCUUCCAGGAGGGUUCAAGUUUCACGGAAACCCUCGCCGCUCUUCGCGUUUCGGGGGUGCCGAGGAAUAGUGCACCACCUAUCGCUCGAAAGAUCAGUAGGCUGGAGUCUGCUCUGCGGGUCCUAGCCGAGUCAGACAAAGAUGAUGAGGAUAAACUGAUGAACGUGGAUCAACUGGAGCGCAGGACCGGCCUCAACUGGCGAAAGUUCGUCGAGUUGGUAAUUGGGCACAGCAUUUCUCCGCAGUUUCGCGUGCAGGUCCGCAAUUUGAUCUACUUCGCAGGCCUGAAGCGCAUAAUGGAUAGCUCGGACGCCCAGAUGGUGGCCAACUAUAUCAUGGUUCGAUUCGUGCGAUACCUCCUGGAGGAAUCCGAGGACGACGGACAUGCGAUCGAGUGCAUUAAGGUGAUCCGCCGUAGCAUGGGUCCGGCCUCGAACUUGAUCUACAAACAGCGUUUCUUAGCCCCCGCGAAGCUACAGCAGUACACUCAGGAAAUAGUGAAAAUAUUCGACCAGGUGCGUCAGCAAUUCUUGAUUCAAAUCGAGAGAAAUAGCCUUCGGCUAACCACAAAGCAGAGAACGAUGGUCGCUACAAAAGUACGGGAAAUCAUCCUUAACAUCGGCAACAUUCCCAGAACCCUGGAUUAUCGCACACUCGUGAGCCGACACUAUGAAAACUUGACGUUUCCGCCAGGAGACCUGGACUACUGUCGAAACCACCUCAAGGUUCUGGAGAUCCGAACCAAGAUGGGAGUGGCGCAACUUGAUCGACCUGCUAUGACUCGCGAAGAGUACUGUUACCUUUCUGAUGAGAACUCUGCUGGUCCAUAUUACCUCAGGCGACAGAACGUCAUUGUCUUGCCUUUUGCUCUUCUGCAGGAGCCGCUCUUUGUACCGGGCAGCCAUGAUGUGUUUAAGUACAGCCUGCUGGGAUUCCUUCUCGCUCACGAGCUGGCCCACUCCGUCGACUCCGAUAGUGUUCAUCUCGACAGUCUCGGAAACGUGCACCAAACCGGCAUAGAAAUACUCAGCUCGUCCGCGUACACGGCAGGCUUGGAGUGCAUGAACCGCAAUCCGACCCAGUACCUCGACGAACGCUUUGCCGAUAUCUAUGGUGUGGACCUCGCCUAUUCCACCUACACCAGGAUCGCCAGUGAAAAAAACCUUCGGGAUUUCGCCCAUAUUUCCUUAGAGCAGAUAUUCUUUCUCAAUUUAGCACAGUUUUUUUGUGGAGACGGCGCUGCAACCAACUUUGUUGAUCACGACGACGACAAGCUGCGCUUGCAGCAAAUACUGAGCGGGUUUGUCCCGUUCCACAGAGCUUUCGGCUGUCAAAGUAGUUCCCAGCACCAAAAAUGUCAGGUGUGGUAAGCCCAGCAUUGAGCUCCUGAUGAACAACUGUUGAACAGCCUGUGACGCAGGGUUGUUAUCUAUCAUUUCUUUUGCAGGGAACUGAAAAUAUAAUAACCUUCCAAGCAAUUUACAGGCUUUCUUAACCAACAACUAUUCAAAACAAUGUAACUUUCAUGUUUAAACACUUAUGGAACCAUAUAAAUAUAUGUUUAAAUUAAAUUAAUCACUAUUAAUUCAGGGCUGAGUUCAUAAUAAGCUUUUGUGAAAAGAUUUCAUGAAAAAACUGUCGCAUAAACUCAACAUGUGAAUAAGCUAAGUUCGUCAGAGUUAGUCUUACUUUUCCCGAACGAAAAAAAACCGAUAGCCAAAAUGAACCGAGUGAAUGUAUGAAAAACAAAACGGUCCCUUUGAAUAUUUUUUAAUGUUUGGAUUAUAUUUUUUGAUGAAAAAAACUUAAUUUGAGCCCAUCAGGGCCAUCCAAAUAUAAUCUAUAGGUACACUAAAAAAUAUUAAAAUAAAGCUUGUAAGGAGCCUUUAAGAAUA
Messenger RNA from Drosophila ficusphila, 2508 nucleotides. Its product is annotated as neprilysin-21. NCBI's taxonomy places the organism in Eukaryota, Metazoa, Arthropoda, Insecta, Diptera, Drosophilidae. Gene Ontology annotation, biological process: protein processing. The record is from RefSeq and is a predicted model, not a curated record. Gene Ontology annotation, cellular component: plasma membrane. The transcript has a single exon. Bases 40 to 1983 code for a protein of 647 amino acids. Gene Ontology annotation, molecular function: metalloendopeptidase activity.